Molecule: messenger RNA, 3486 nt
Organism: Aaosphaeria arxii CBS 175.79
Lineage: Eukaryota; Fungi; Ascomycota; Dothideomycetes; Pleosporales
Product: dDENN domain-containing protein
Exons: 4
Coding region: 1-3486 (1161 amino acids)
Biological process (GO): regulation of Rab protein signal transduction
Cellular component (GO): cytoplasmic vesicle
Source: RefSeq, a predicted model, not a curated record
AUGGAUGGCGCCGUGCGGGUAGUGGUGCGGUGUGCCUUGCAGGGUAGUAGUACACAACGCAGAACAGGCGCAUCUACUACGACUACGAGCGACGGCUCUUCCGCCCCACUCGCCGACUACUUCUUCAUAUCUGGCAUCGAAUCUUCGCAGGUUUACGACGAGCGCCUGCAGCCCACCGGCCUUCCUUCCCCGUUGUCUUCCCCGCCUGCCAUUGAUGUUGACGAGACGAUUGAGGAGGAUCGAGCUCUCGAAACCGACCCAAUACGCCCAAAGAGCCAGGAGGGUCUAUCCAAUGGCGACAGCAUCAAGCGAAAGUCCGGGCGCCUAAGCUUUGAUAAUCGUAAUUCUGUCGGCACUAUUAUUGGUCCAGAACCUAAACAAUCAGCCAGUAACCGGAGUAGCACCACGAUCAAAGGCGUUCAAAUCGGUGGCUCUGGCCUCAACGACGUCGAUUUCGACAAUGCCUUGCGCAAGUUCGCCUCGGAACGUGAUACCUUUCUGGAGGAGAUCCAAUUCACCGCAGCCGGCGUUGCGCAGCAAAACCGCCCUACACGGAGCUCACGGCCGAAACCCCAGCGCAUCCAGCAUGCCCCCGAAGAUGGAGGUGGAAAUCUCAAAGCCGGUGUCGGCAGCAUUCGGCGCCGUCUCUCUACCAUGCAGAGCAGUCUGAAAAGACAGCCCUCCAUGGCUCGACAAGCAUCUGUACGGACCUCCAAGAGGCUGUCAGGGUACAAUUCGGUCAUUCCAGCGCCGCAGCCCUUUAACCAAUCGCCGAACAUGCACCCCUUACUCCGCCGCUACGAGCCCGUUCUCCUAGAUCGCUACCCACCCAAGAACAUGGUCGAGGAAAUGAAGAGGAGACACCCGUUCCCGGAUUAUGUACCCAUGUUCGCUUUCCCGAACGAUGUAAACGUCGUGUCGUCCGACGAGCGGCCAAAGACCUCGUGGCAUGGAUUCGCCAUGACAAAUGGAGACAAUUCUAAACUGUACGGCAUCUGCAUGAUUGUUUGGUUGCCUCUGAACCUCACCGCCGCGGAGGGACUGGAACGACAAUGCGAAGAAUGGAGGAGAUUGCACAUGAAUGCAGAGGAGCGCGAACUUGCCAGUAGCUUGGGAGAGCGACUCGCGCUAGAGAGAGCCAAAUUGUCGCGCCUCCUAGCGAUGCUUCCGACCAUCGCAUAUGAGUCUGAAGAGCGCGAGAACUUGGAGGAAGAGAUCAGCGCGGUAGAGGAGAAGAUCGGCCUCAUGACUGAUUUAUUACGCCCAGUCAGACAUGGUGCCGCUUCCAAGAUUGAAGGCCUUACCGACGGCGACACAGGUCUUUGGAUCCCUCGCGCCUAUGGCGUGAUGGGUAGAGAUGCAAGCCUGACGCCUUUCUGGAAGGAAUGGCUGAAAGCAGUCGUUGUCCCAAUGACUGACGGUGUCGUGAUGCGGAUCCCCCCAAGCUCUCCACGUAUUGGCAUGUGGCAGCCCCUGGAAAGAUAUGUCAUCAACCUCUGCGCUGAAGCACUGAGCCCCAUGACUUCCAUUACGCAGGUCGAAGUCGCCGUGCGAGAACUACGGCUCUAUGCCCGAAAAGAGGCAGUCAACGAGCUACCCGGCUCACGAAACAUUGACAUUUACGGCCUCUUCCGUUGCCUCUCGAUCCCCAACAUCGUGUCUCUGUUCGAAUAUGUAUUACAGGAGUCCAGGAUCAUCCUUCUCUCCUCCCAUACAGCCAUGUUGCAUCUCGCCAGCAUGGCGAUAACGAAUUUGAUAUAUCCUUUCAAGUGGCAUGGUGUCUUCAUUCCGGUGCUGCCAGCCCGUCUGGUACAAACUAUUGAGGCUCCAUGUCCUUACAUUGUUGGCAUCGAGCGGAGAUAUGAGCCCGCGGAUUAUCCUGACGACGAGUACGUCCUCGUAGAUCUAGACAACGAUUCCAUUGUUUCCAAUGGCCCCGCACCAGUAGCACUUCCACGCCAGCAGCGACGGAAGCUCACUGCCUUGCUUCAGCAUUCUGCGCCCCAUCAUACGCGUUUUGGUGUGCCGACCGGGCCUCCAGCAUAUGCUAUAGGGUCAUUCCCACACGAUGCGUUCUGCUCAGAGAACCCCAAUGUUUUCUCACAUCGCGCACAUCCCAACACAAUCUCGACCUAUGUUGGACUCAACUCGACCUCGUUCGGUUCUUAUGGACCAACAAACGCACGUCCCUUGAUAUAUAACGCAUUUUUGCAGUCGAGUGCCCAAAGCCGUGGGAACGAUAGGCCAUCUACAGCGACCACGGUGAAGAACUUUGAACAUUCCCCGCCGUCUCCAAGGGUAUCGCCGAUCUCUCAGGUUUUCCCUCCACUCCCUAGCACACCUAUCUCUCGCAGCGACUCGGCAUUUGCUCUCCAAGCGAACCUACGUGAGAAGCGAUCCGGUCAUUUUGAGACUGCCUCCAGGAGGAGCUCUUCCGUAAGUACCUCUUUCCCAUGGUCAAUAACAGCAUUUCUAAGAGCAGAACGACAGUUUGGUUUUGACCGUAAACCUACCAUGCGGCGUCCAAGUCAACCUUUCCUUGGACAUGCACCUAGCAUGUCUACGUCUUCUUUGAGUCAUGAACUCCAUGCACCAUCUGCAUACGCACCUUCGGUGUACGCGCAGUCCACGCUUGCAGCAUCUACCAUCAUGCCAGGAAUGGCCAUGCAGCCGGUGCGCAACACAGAUACAACUCUUUGGCAAGAAGGCCAUUGUCUGCAAUGGAGACACUAUGAAGACAAAGCCGCGUGUUCCGUCUGCGAAGAGAAGUCAGAUGAGGGCAUGUAUCGCUGCUCAGGGUGUAGUACAUAUGCUCACCGCCGCUGUGCGCCUACCAUCAGCCUUGUCUGUCCGGCUGCUUUCCGUCCGGAUCAAGUGCGCGCAUCAUUCGUGCGUUGCUUCGCCAGUCUCCUUUACACAUAUCGGCGCUACCUUGUCCCUGCAAGUGGCGACCAAAAGAAAUCCGGUCUUAUAUACCAUUUCAAGAUGGACGAAUUCAUGAAAAGCAUGCCUAAUGAGAACAUGCAAUAUAUGGUCAUGUUGCAGCAAACACAGGGCCUGAACGAAUUCAUUCAUGAACGCGAGAGCAAACGCCCUGAUGACCCUUCGAUCAAGCUUUUCGAUGAGAUUAUUCUUGCUAAGCGCAAUCGUGGGAAGUCGUCUUUCUUCCACAAAGCGAAGGUUGAUUUCCUCUCUGACACGACGGAUCAUCUUUGGCGUACCGCGGCCGCAAAUCCACCUAGCUCGCGCUUCCCUGGCGACUACAGGACCAUCAUCAAGCGCAGUAAGUUUCCUCGCUCCUUUGACUCGCUACAGUCGACUAAUCUUCUUCCAGUCCCAGCAAAAUUGGAUCCAACUUUAAUGAAAGAACCCCGCGUGAUCCAAGGUGUUCCGCGCAUCCCACAGUCUAAAGCAAGGCGCAAACCUAUUCCUUCCAUGCUCGGUCCCAACGCGCUUCUGCCCAAGACACCACCAUCGUCCUCAUGA